This is a messenger RNA of Paramecium tetraurelia, 781 nucleotides long. RefSeq lists its product as uncharacterized. The transcript has 4 exons. The record is from RefSeq and is a predicted model, not a curated record. Lineage: Eukaryota; Ciliophora; Oligohymenophorea; Peniculida; Parameciidae.
CAUUUUUUGAGUAAGAAACUUGGUUUGGCUGAAAUCGAAUUGCCAUUAGAAUGGAGAUCUCAAUUUAUUAAAUGGACAAAAAAAAGUUGAAGGCUAGUAUAGAAAUAAAAAAUAAUGAAUACUAUCUAAUCAUCGAAGAUGAAAAGGAUGAAAAAUAAUCAGUUAGAAUGAAUAUAAGCGACCUAAAAUAGCCUAUGAAUAAAUGUAAUUUAUUAAUACCAUCACCUCCUUAUAAUGAGCCAAGGGAUAUUUAAAACAUCCAUUGUUUACCAUACAAAGCAAAAGCAAAAAUUGAAAAUAAUUAAAAAGAUGUUGAAGAAUUGCAAAAUAAAUUUCGUGGCCUUAAAUAUAGUGAUAAAUAGAAAUAGAAAUAUAAAAAUUAUUCUAGCAGUUCAGAAGUUGAACAAAGUCCUAGCGAAGAUGAAUUUUCAGGAUUUUAAAUUCCUGUUCUCUUCCAACUCUCUCAUUUAGAAAUUAGAGAAUCACAAUAAGGAAAAUAAAAUUAACCUGCAGAAGCUUACGAUAAAUCAAAUUUAAGGAGUAACUUAAUUGAUUUCUUGAGAACCAAAGGUGACAAUGGAGCUAACAUCUAAGAGAUAAAGUAAUACUAUAAAUUCCAAAGCGUUCCAGAAAAACAUUUAAGAGAUUCACUAAAACUGUUUGCAAAAACUACAAUGAGGGCGAACAAAUUAAUUUACAUCUUGCCUUCUACCUUAUAGAAUUGAAAUAUACAUGAUUAAGAAAUCAUAUGCAUAGAUAAUACAAAUAUUAUAUUAUUUAA